AUGCCUUUACAAUUCUUUCUAAGGUUGAAAAUUUCAACUUCUGUCAGUUGCUGGUUUUGUGGCUGCUCGCACAAAGUUAGGUGGCGAAAUCGCAAUAGCUGGGUCUGUCCGUCGUGUGAACAGUACAAUGGAUUUAACAAGGACGGGAACCUGGCAAGAAGCCCAAAGUGCUUAACUGAUUAUUAA
Soboliphyme baturini is the source of this 186-nucleotide messenger RNA. NCBI's taxonomy places the organism in Eukaryota, Metazoa, Nematoda, Enoplea, Dioctophymatida, Soboliphymatidae. The record is from the annotation of a GenBank genome assembly.